Molecule: messenger RNA, 408 nt
Organism: Necator americanus (New World hookworm)
Lineage: Eukaryota; Metazoa; Nematoda; Chromadorea; Rhabditida; Ancylostomatidae
Exons: 5
Coding region: 1-408 (135 amino acids)
Cellular component (GO): cytoplasm; nucleus
Molecular function (GO): mRNA binding
Source: RefSeq, a predicted model, not a curated record
AUGGCUAUGGCAGCAAGAGGACGCAGUUCUAAACUGCCACCGGAGGUGAACCGGAUACUUUACAUCAAAAACUUGCCGUACAAAAUCACCUCCAGUGAAAUGUAUGAAAUUUUUGGAAAAUUCGGAGCGAUUCGGCAGAUUCGAGUUGGUUCCACCAAUGAAACUCGAGGAACAGCCUUUGUUGUUUACGAAGACAUCUAUGAUGCAAAGAAUGCUUGCGAGCACAUGAGUGGUUUCAAUGUUUCGAAUAGAUACUUGGUUGUUCUUUACUAUCAAGCUACGAAGGCAUACAAAAGAAUGGACACAGAAAAGGCGAAAGAACGUUUGGAAGAAGUUAAAGAGCGUUACGGUAUUGGCGGUGAUCUUACGAAGCAGAAAAUGGCUUACACACCGACUCCGCGACGGUAG